AUGGAUAUCGAUUCUGAUAAUGAAAUGGACAAUGGAAUGGAAGAAGAUAUUGAUAGUGAAUCAGAUGAUGCUGAGCUUCAAAGAGCUUUCAGUGAAGGCCGUCUUCAACCUGGUUUAAACAUUGAACAAAAACCUAAACGACCAUUGAUCAACAACAAAGACGCACUUACAGCCAAAUAUGCUGAAAUCUAUCUUGAUUUACCAUGGGUCGAACGACUCGAUUGUACUAACAAACCAAUAAUUACCAAUGAAGUUGAUUUGCCUGCAAACGAAGAUGAAACACUUGCCGAUAAUGAUUUUAAACGCGAAAUGCUUUUCUAUCGUCAAGCUCAAGCAACAGUUCUCGAAGCUAUUCCUCGUUUGAAAGUAGAAAAACUUGCAACAAAACGACCUGAUGAUUACUAUGCUCAAAUGGCCAAAUCAGAUUCACAUAUGAAAAAAAUUCGAGAAUAUUUAGUCAAUCGUAAAUCUGACAUUGAAAACCGUGAAAAAUUACGUAAAUUACGUGAACAAAGAUUAUAUGGUAAAAAAGUUCAGCAAGAAGUUUUACUUAAACGACAAGAAGAUAAAACGAAAUUACUUAAAACGAUGAAAAAAGUUCGAAAAGGAAAACAAGGUGGUAUGCAAGAAUUAGAAGAAUCUCUUGGUGAUCGAAAGAGAAAUUUUGGAAAAUCAAAUGAAAAUGGUUAUAAACAAAAUUCAAAAAUGAGUCGUAAAACUGAAUAUAAGAAUCAGAAAUUUGGUUUCGGCGGCCAAAAGAAAUAUUCAAAAAAGAAUACAGCUGAUAGCUCAGCUGAUGUAACGAAUAAACAAUCUAGCAAAUGGCAACGGCCAUCAUUUCAUGCGCAAAAAGGCAAAAAAGGUAAACAAAAAUCGUCUCGACCUGGUAAAAGUGUUCGUCAAAAGACACGAACAAAGAAAUAA
Rotaria socialis is the source of this 924-nucleotide messenger RNA. The record is from the annotation of a GenBank genome assembly. NCBI's taxonomy places the organism in Eukaryota, Metazoa, Rotifera, Eurotatoria, Philodinida, Philodinidae.